Molecule: messenger RNA, 1112 nt
Organism: Cariama cristata (Red-legged seriema)
Lineage: Eukaryota; Metazoa; Chordata; Aves; Cariamiformes; Cariamidae
Product: matrilin-3-like
Exons: 6
Molecular function (GO): calcium ion binding
Source: RefSeq, a predicted model, not a curated record
CUGCGAAUGUGUGCGCACUUGGGACCCAUGACUGCGAGCAGGUCUGUGUGAGUAACGGCGGAUCCUACCUUUGUGAUUGCUAUGAAGGCUACACUCUGAAUCCAGAUAAGAGAACCUGCUCAGCUGUGGACAUGUGUGCACCUGGCAGGCACGAGUGUGAUCAGAUCUGUGCAAGUAACAACGGAUCCUAUGUCUGUGACUGCUAUGAAGGCUACACCCUGAAUCCAGAUAAGAAAACUUGCUCAGCCAUGGACUUGUGCACACCUGGAAGGCAUGACUGUGCACAAGUCUGUCUGAGUCAUGAUGGAUCCUGCAGCUGUGACUGCUGUGAAGGAUGCACUCUGAAUCCAGAUAAGAAGACUUAUGCCUCAGCUGUCGAUAUGUGCGCAGCUGGAAGGCAUGACUGUGAGCAGGUCUGUGUGAGGGAUGAUCUCUUCUAUACCUGUGACUGCUACCAAGGCUACACCCUGAAUCCAGACAAGAAGACUUGCUCAAGAGCCAUAAUGACCAGUCUUGUAACAACUGAAGAGUCCUGUAAGUGUGAAGCCAUAGCUGCUCUGCAGGACUCGGUCACCUCACGCCUUGAAGCUCUGUCCACAAAACUAGAUGAAGUGUCUGAGAAGCUGCAGGCAUAUCAGAGCAGACAGCUGGUUGUCUGAGCUAUCAUUCUACUUAAUUCUAAAAUAAUCUUUCAGAAACAAUCCUUUUUAUUGUGUUCAGCAAGCUUUAUUUUGUUGCACAGCUUACAAAACAGCAGUUGGUUUGUUAUUAUUGACAAAUGUCAGGAAGACUUCAGGAAGACAACAGUCCUGAAAAUACAGUGACCCCAAGGAUCUUCAUGUAGAGUCAUUUAAUAACCAAACGCUACCUAUACCUGCUGUGCUUCACUUUGUACUACAAGUAGUACAGCAGGUACUACUUUUCUGCAGUAACCGCAUUUUUAUUCUCCUAUUUAAAAGUAAAUACAGAAAAAAAUAAUGGAUACAGUAUAUCACAUUAUAUAAAACUGUAAAAUGGCAAGGCAUAGUGAAAAAUGUGCCUGUGUCUUCUGUCUAUUAAAUGGGAAAGUAAGUUGGGGUCUUGUAACUUAUUUUAAUAAAAUAAAGUAUGAU